AUGAAUAAAGGACACUUUCGGUUAUUUUUUUUUGCUUUAAGCUUGUUUAUGUAUGCAAGCAAUCAAGCCCUUGCCAAUGAGGCUUCUUUAGUCAAUGAUAAUAUAAACAAUCCUGUUCAAACAAAGGCUAAUCCAGAAGAUGAUAAGCCUGAUAAAGCCAAUAAAAAUCUUAAAAAUUCGGAUUCAUCCAACGAGGGUCAAACAUUCUCAUCUAUAAUCUUAUCUAUUUUACAAUGUUUUGCUUGUGGUGCUCCUAAACCCAAAAAAAACGGUCAAAACAUGCAGGUUCGAGGAAAAAGUACUCCAGAAAAUGAUAUGCCAAAAAAAACUACUCCAGAAAAUGAUAUGCCAAAAAAGCCUAUUAUAGACAAUAAUGCUAGGCUCGAUAUGUCACAUCAAAAUAACAACCACCGCCUAUUAUGUAGAGACCCUGAAGAAAUUGAAAAAGUGACAAAACUUAUGAACGAAGCUACAGCUAUUUUACAGAAAGAAUUUACAUCUGAUAAUUAUAACCUAGCUCGUUUUACUGAGGGAGGUGCACGCCUAUUUAGAAAACAAAAAGAUACUAUGGAUAUUGGAAAAUUGUGCAUUUCAAUCGAAAAACCCGAUAAGUAUGGUGAAAUAAAAGACACAAUAUGGAAUCCCAAUGGUUUCCUAAAUAUGGAUCCCAGUUUUCUCACUGGACAAGUUGUUCGUGUAUAUAAUCCAAAUUUAGUGAUGAUACAACAAUGCUAUACAAGUGGUGGUCAAAAUUCCGUAAAAUAUUUCCAUUAUUUGGCCCAAAAAAUUGAAGUAUCAAAAGACAAAACUAUAAUGAUAUAUUUAUCAACACAUUCGGCUGAUGUUAAUGAUAGCAUGGAAGAAAAUAUGUAUACUCUCUUAGAUAUUGCAUAUUCAUUAGAACCUGGCUGUAAUUAUGAAGAAGAGUUUAAAAAAAAUUAUGUUAACUUAUCCGCAUAUGAAAUUAAUAAAGACGACAAAAAAGUUGACAUUGUCUAUUUAGACUCGAUUUAUGAUGACGAGAUCCUAGCUCCCCUUUAUGAUUUUAAAAGAGUCCGAUCAAGAAAAAUUAUCCAACUUGUGAACUUAAAAGAAAAACUCACCAGAGAAAAAAGAUAUAUUCCAAACAGCAAAUUUUUAUUGGAUUAA
Plasmodium vinckei vinckei is the source of this 1149-nucleotide messenger RNA. RefSeq names its product fam-a protein. The transcript has 6 exons. NCBI's taxonomy places the organism in Eukaryota, Apicomplexa, Aconoidasida, Haemosporida, Plasmodiidae. Bases 1 to 1149 code for a protein of 382 amino acids. The record is from RefSeq and is a predicted model, not a curated record.